Candoia aspera is the source of this 2132-nucleotide messenger RNA. It is a transcript of the gene PLIN2, whose product is annotated as perilipin 2. Gene Ontology annotation, biological process: positive regulation of triglyceride storage; lipid storage. The coding region runs from base 48 to 1364 and encodes 438 amino acids. The record is from RefSeq and is a predicted model, not a curated record. The transcript has 8 exons. Lineage: Eukaryota; Metazoa; Chordata; Lepidosauria; Squamata; Candoiidae. Gene Ontology annotation, cellular component: cytosol; lipid droplet.
UCUGCUACCUCCGGUUUUUCCCGGACCCUAAAACAUUCAAGACAAAAAUGGCAACAGUGUCAGCUGAUGCCCAGCAGAACGUAGUUUCCAGGGUUGCUAGUUUGCCUCUGGUGAGUUCCACCUACGAUAUGGUCUCGUCUGCUUAUAUCAACACAAAAGAUAAUUAUCCCUACUUGAAAUCUGUCUGUGAGAUGGCAGAGAAAGGAGUGAAGACUAUUACAGCAGUGGCCCUGACCAGUGCCCUGCCCAUCAUCCAAAAACUGGAGCCGCAAAUUGCAGUUGCCAAUAGCUAUGCUUGUAUAGGAUUGGAUAAAGUUGAAGAAAAACUGCCUAUACUCUAUCAACCAACUGGUAAGGUGGUUGCUAAUGCUGUGGAUGCAGUUGCUGGUGCAAGGGAUGUUGUAACAACCACUGUGACUGGUGCCAAGGAUACAGUUACGCACACCAUUAGUGAAGUUGUUGACAAGACAAAAGGAGUUGUUCUGGACAGCGUGGUGCUGACUAAAUAUGCAGUCCACGGCAGCAUUAACAGUGUUCUGCAUAGUCGGAUGGUGUGCCUGGUGACCAUUGGGGUGGAUUCUGCACUCAGCAAGUCUGAAACUCUGGUUGACCAGUACCUUCCACAUACUGAAGAAGAGCUGGAGAAAGAAACUACCAACACGGAAGGAUUUGAAACUGGAGAUCAGAAAUCAAGUUACUAUGUUAGACUAGGAUCUUUGUCUUCAAAGGUCCGAUUGCGUGCCUAUAAACAGGCCCUAAGUGUAUUUAGGGAUGCUAAGCUCAGAAGCCAAGAGACAAUUUCUCAGCUCAAUUAUACUGUUAACCUGAUAGAAUAUGCCAGAAAGAAUAUGACUAAUGCUAACCUGAAACUUCAAGAUGCCCAACAGAAGUUAUAUAAUUCCUGGACCGAAUGGAGGAAAAGCAUUAGCCAAAAUGGUGAGGCUGCUUCACACAGUGCUGAGCACAUUGAAUCACGUACUCUAGCAAUUGCACAGAACCUGAGUCAGCAGCUUCAAACCACCUGCCUCACCCUGGUGUCCAAUAUACAGGGUCUGCCGCAGAACAUUCAGGAUCAGGUUCACCAUGUUGGGGAAGUUGCAGGAGAUGUGUACAGAAGCUUCGGGUCAGCCUCUUCUUUCAGAGAAGUGUCUGACAACCUUCUUACCUCUAGUAAAGGGCAGUUGAAGAAAAUGAAAGAAUCAUUGGAUGAUGUGAUGGAUUAUCUUGUAAACAACACACCCCUCAACUGGCUGGUAGGUCCCUUUUACCCACAAUUGGCUGGCGCUCAGAAUGCUGAGCACGAAGGUGAAGGGGAGAAAAAGAACAGCCAGGAGGACAAACAGCCUGAACACAACACAGAAUAAAUUGGAGCAGGCAAAUGUACACUCAGUGCCCUGACUUAACCAUUAGACCUACAGUGUAACCUGUUGGGGAGGAUGACGUGGCAGCAGAACUUUAAUUUUGUCCAAUUUUCAUUAGAUUCUUCUCUGUCAAAGAGAACUGUCAUAAGGAAAGAGUGCUGCAUGUUUGAGCUGAGCUGUAUGUCCUUUGCUUAAAUGGACUGAAAAAUGUGGGUGCCUUACGACUUCUAAACCUCAACAGAUUACAUGGAGACCAUACCUUGUUCAGCUAUCUACCUAUGAAGCCGCAUCUUGCCUUGGAAAUGGAUCUUUAAAAUGAAGUAACUGCACUUCCAAUAUAUAUUAAAAAGCAAAGCAAACUACUGAAUUAGAAAAUAACUUUGGAAAAAAUAUAGUAGGGUAAUCAGAUUGUCUUGCCCAGCUUUCUCUGAAAGCUGCUUAUUAUGCCCUUGCAUUCAUGCUAUCUCUUAAAAACAUAUUAAGCCACAUUAUUUUAGUACCAAAAGAGCACUCUGAUCAACUUCACUGCUCUGUUUGAAUGAAGUUUAUGACUAAUAUUUUCCAGAGUUCCUCAUAUGCUGUGAACUUUUUAUAUUAUUUAAAAUUCUAAGACUUUGUACUACUAAGUCACUCCACUUAAAGUACUUGAGUAUUGUGCACUCAAUUCAAGAUUCGUGCUGUUUGUGCAUAGGUAUAUAGCCUGUCUUCGGUAGCACUGUGCCUUGUAUUCUCCAUGUAUGCUCUCAAGUAAUAAAUGCUUCAGCAGCCAAA